CGGAAGGUUAUCACCGAAUUGAGAUUAAUAACACUGCGCUUCAGUUAAAAUGAGCCAUUUUAAGGUGUUUUGAAGCCCCCCCGGGAGGAAGAGGAGAACACGUUGUAACGUGCGGAGCGGAGGGGAGAGAGAGAGAGAGGUGCACUCACACAGAGAGAGAGAGAGAGAGAGAGAGAGGGGGAGACAGGAGUGAAUGGGCACGACUCAAGUCAGUAGCACUGCGCCCUUCAUUUAAUCGAUAUCGAUCAGUUUGGGUAAUCGAGACAUUUAAGACCCCACAGCGGGGUCCGUGACGCUAAGCCCGGGAGCUAGCUGGAGCACCGUGAAGCUAACAACGAUGGGACGCCUCCUGUGAAGCUGCCCGGAGCCAACAGCAGCCAGGCGGAGAAAGAAACAAGGAAGCGGACGGCUAGCUACAACACAAGCUAACGUGGGGCUAACUGUUGGCUAUAUUAUUUUCUAAUGAGCGACCAGGGAGCAUGCGACCUGAUACGAAAAGCUGACUUGUUUCGGGAUGUCGGGCAGUAAGGCGCUGGGCGGGGGGGCUGGCGGGGGGGCGCGGCGCAGGCGGACGAGGUGCCGGCGCUGCCAGGCCUGCAUGAGGACAGAGUGUGGAGAGUGUCACUUCUGUAAGGACAUGAAGAAGUUCGGAGGGCCCGGCCGGAUGAAGCAGUCCUGCCUCCUGAGACAGUGCACAGCGCCGGUGCUGCCUCACACGGCGGUGUGCUUUGCGUGCGGCGAGGCGGGGAAGGAGGACACGGUGGACUCUGAGGAUGAGAAGUUCAGCCUCUCUCUGAUGGAGUGCACCAUCUGCAACGAGAUCAUCCACCCGAGCUGCCUGAAGAUGGGUAAAGCAGAAGGAAUCAUCAACGACGAGAUCCCUAACUGCUGGGAAUGUCCGAAGUGCCACAAGGAGGGCAAGACCAGUAAGGACCAGGCGGACGGCUCAGGGAAGCGCAGGCUGGAUAACGGAGAGGUAGGCCGCUGGAAACUGACAGACGACCCUCCCCCCAAAAAGAAAGCGCCUCCCUCCCUGGAGGAGGGGGGGAGGAUGGAUGGCGGGCACAAGAGGAAGAAGGAGAAGGAGCUGCCUCCUGACAGCGGGCCGAAGAAGAAGAUAAAGGGCGCCCACGAAAAACGCCUCAAAAAGAAACCCAAACAGGAGGCGGUGGAGUCCAAUGGCCCCACCUCCUCAGCUGGAGGAGGGGCAGGAGGACUACAGAGCUCCUCAAAUACAUCUUCUCAGCCUGGGGGCGGAGGAGGAGGUGCAGGGGGGACGUCGAGUGCAGACCAGCGCUCUCACCACAGAGAGAAACUGGAACGCUUUAAGAGGAUGUGCAUGCUGGAGCGUCGGCCCGAGUCAUCGUCAUCCUCCUCCUCCAGCUCAGAGUCGGACUCCGAGUCGGACUCUGAUGACUCCAUGAGGGGGGACCAGGCGGGAGGAGGCUCCUCGCCUUCAUCUUCCUCCCCUGCCCCGCCUCCUCCUGUCGUCUAUGGUAACAGCAGCGGAGGUCGGGCGGAGAGAGAGAGGAGUCGCAGUGAGCGGGAGCGAGAGAGGGAGAGGGAACGACGUUUGGCCGAGCUGGGCUUCAGCGCCAGUGAGGAGUCUGAGGGGGAGGCAGGGAGGGGUGAGGAGGAGGUGAAGGAGGAGGAGCUUGGUGGUGAGAAGGCUCGGAGGAGAGGGGGAGGAGGGGAUGUGGGGUUGCCCUCGAGAGGACGUAAAGGAGCACUGCUGGACUUGGAGGAGGAGGACACAACCACCUCUGAAAGGACCAGGAAAAACUCUGCCUCCCUCCCCCCGCCCUCACCCCUUUCCUCAAAUCAGAUGCCUCCAUCCUCUCAACACGAUGGCUUCACUGGGAAGCAGCGCAGCAACGGCCAGGAGGCCCGCAAUGGACGGACACGAGGAGGUACAGGAGGGGGGCGGGAGGGAGGGGAGAAAGAGAACGCCAGUGGCGUUCUGACCAAUCACAGACACAGCGGGGGAGGAGGGGGAGGGACCAAAGGCAGCGGGAGCCGCGGCAACAAGAUCCGUAGCAACAGUAAGAACCAGACGUCCAGAAACAGCAUCACCUCGUCCUCCUCCAUCCCCACCUCUAACGGUGGAGGGGGAGGCCCAGGGGGAGGCGGCUUGAUGAUGUCAGCUAUGGCGGCAUCUCCUUGCUCGCAGCCUUCCCGCCUCGCCCCUCGCUCUCAGAUGAUGAAGCGCAGCCCGCCAGCCGUUCCCUCGCCCCCCCGGCCCAUUCAGAUGGAGAGACACUUAGUGCGUCCCCCUCCCGCCUGCCCCGAGCCCAGCUGCCUGCCGCUGGACUCAGGCUCCUCCCACAUCAUGACACGCGACGUGUGGCUCAGAGUGUUCACGCAUCUGAGCCAGAGAGAGCUGUGUGUCUGCAUGAGGGUGUGCCGCACCUGGAGUCGGUGGUGCUGUGACAAACGUCUAUGGACUCAGAUCGACCUGAGCCGGCAGCGAUCCAUCACCCCCCCUAUGCUGAGUGGUAUCAUCCGCCGACAGCCCGUCUCCCUGAACCUGGGUUAUACCAACAUCUCCAAGAAACAGUUAAUGUGGCUCAUCAACCGCUUACAAGGUCUCCUGGAGUUGAAUGUGUCCGGUUGUCCGUGGCCUGCAGUCUCUGCUCUGUGUCAGGCCAUCUGUCCCUGUCUGAAGCUGCUGGACCUCAGCAGAGUGGAGGACCUCAAAGAUUCACACCUGAGGGAGCUACUGGCCCCCCCACCUGACACCAGGACAGCUCACGGGGAAACAAGAGUGGGGCGUUUCCAGAACAUGACGGAGCUGCGAUUGGCUGGCUUGGACCUGUCAGAUGCGUCGUCCCGCCUGUUGGUGCGUUACGUUCCUCACCUGACCAGGUUAGACCUGAGUCACUGUGCGAACGUCACAGACCAGACAGUGCACACCCUCAGCUCCCACAUCUCCCCCCUGAGAGAGAGCCUCACCCACAUCAACCUGGCUGGUUGUGUGAAGGUGACGGAGCAGUGUGUCCCAUUGCUGCGUCGCUGCACCUCCCUGCAGACGGUGGACCUGCGCUCCUGCUCCCUCCUCUCCUCUGAGACCGGACAGCUGCUCUCCUUCCCUUCCCACGCCUCCUCCACCUCCACCUCCACCUCCACCUCAACCACCUCUGCCACCACAACAGUCGCUGCUUCAUCCUGUUCCACGUCUGCUGCCUCCUCCUCCUCGUCCUCGUCCUCCUCCUGUCCUCCUGAAGACAGAACGCUGCUGAAGAACAGCUAGAGUCCUCCUUCAUGUCAUGUGACACUAAGGUCCAGGCGGCCCACAAGCCUCGCUUCCUUCCUCAUUACACUACAGACAGGUGAAGAAGAGGAAGAAGAAGAAGAAGAAGAGGAGGAUGAGGAGGAGGGACCUGUGCAACAUUUCUCCUGAUGUUGGGAAAGUGUUGUUGGCGAGUAGAAGAAGAUGAAGAGGAGGCGGAGAAACAUAUUUCGGGAAAGUUGUCGGUGAUAGUUAAAAAUAGAAACCCUGAGCAUGUACAUAUUUGUUCUCUGUACAUUUUUGGGUGUGUGUAUAUACCUGUAGUUUACUGUAAAUUACCCUUAAAAUUUGGGACAUCACCUCCCACCAACACUCCUUUCGUUCCCUCCUUUCCUUCUAUCCUCCCUUCCUUCCGUCCUUCCACCCUACAACCAAUCAUCAUGCCAGGCAUCCACCUGCUCUACAGUAGCUGCAGAACUGGGGGAAAAAAAAAUGGAAAUCAAUGUUGUCCAGGUUUAGUUGCUAUUGUUUGAAAGGUGGCGUUGCCCGUCAGACCCCGCCUCCCCGUCCAAACAGGAACUGAGGGGCUUAGGUUUGUCGUCAGGAAGAUGUUUCAUCUUCAAGAACAGUUUGACAUGCGUGUUUUUCAACUCAGAUACAGACAGUGUGCGGGUUAGGCUAACACUUUUCCUCUACUUCUAGUCUUUAUGCUAAGCUAGGCUAAACACGUUAUUCUCCAAAAACACAGAUUUUUGAAUGAAAUCUAACAGGAUUAAAAAGCGUCUGCAGUUGGCCAUAAUACCCUCCUCUGUAGGUCCAAAGGGACGUCCACAUGCGUUUAAGCUGCAGGAUUAUUCUCGCCUAAAGCUAGAAAGAGUUUUAUUGAUCUAAACAUGGUGUUACCGAGAAUUCACAAAACAAGCUUUGAACUCUGCAGAGCAAACAAAUCAGACACUAAACCCAAACAUAACCUGUGAUUUUGUCCAUAGACCCUUCUCUUAAAGUUUACUCAGACAAGACAACAGCGUCCUCAAGACGGAGCUGCAGUUGGAGGUUUGAUCUGUCACUGAUCUUUCCAACGUAUCUCCUCACAUUUGAUUAAUCGUUUUUUGGGCUUAAAUUGUGAAAAAUCAUCUUUAGCCUAAUGGUACGUCUUUGGGUGUUUUUGUUUUGUCCGACCAUCAAACAGGAAACACUCACUUUACUGUGGCGCCGGAACAGACUAAGUUUGUCUUUUUGCGUCAGAAAUGUCUUAAACCAGAAAUCAGUUACCCAAAUUUUUUUUUUUGACCUAUCAUUGCAGCUUUGGACAGUGUUAAAUAACAUAAAUAUUAAAGUUUAUAGAUCCCAAGUAUUGUGAGAAAGUAAGAUAGUCACUUUUGCCCGAGUUCACUCUUGUUGUAUUUUCUUCUUCUCUGAAAGAAUCCGUUUGUACUCGUGUUCGUUCCUCAGUACGGACGCUACUGCUGUCAGAGCGAGCUUAAUGAAUGUAUAAAGCUGAAUCCAACAUCUAAUCAGAGACUGGGCUGCAGGAUCAGUGUUAAUCGUGAUUGUAUAAAACCAGUGUGAACUAAACCAGUAAACUCUGAGGCUGCAGGUGUGAACAGGAGGUCAGUGCAGGGUAAUAUAUGCAAAGACAAUUCAAGUCAGAUCCACUCACCGUGUUUAAGACCACCUCACCAGGUUGAUG
This is a messenger RNA of Labrus mixtus (cuckoo wrasse), 4919 nucleotides long. RefSeq lists its product as uncharacterized. Gene Ontology annotation, biological process: protein demethylation; regulation of transcription by RNA polymerase II. Bases 515 to 3250 code for a protein of 911 amino acids. Gene Ontology annotation, molecular function: protein binding; transcription coregulator activity; zinc ion binding. Lineage: Eukaryota; Metazoa; Chordata; Actinopteri; Labriformes; Labridae. The record is from RefSeq and is a predicted model, not a curated record. The transcript is spliced from 11 exons.